Molecule: messenger RNA, 4712 nt
Organism: Paramecium pentaurelia
Lineage: Eukaryota; Ciliophora; Oligohymenophorea; Peniculida; Parameciidae
Source: the annotation of a GenBank genome assembly
AUGAAUCUACCUGCUCCAGGGACUAAAAUGAGUUAACCAAACUAAGAGACCUUAUUUGAAACUCUUAAAUACUCAAACACAGAUUACUUAAAUCGUCCAAUUCAAUAUGCUCCAGUUAUACGUCUCUUUGGAUAUGAGCCUAAAACAAAAGAAAGGAUGUGUGUACAUGUUCAUGGAUAUUUUCCAUACUUUUACAUAAAAGUUGAAGAAUUGAGACAUUUAUUUAUAGAUCUUGAUUUUGUUAAGGAUUUUAUAAAUAAAGUACAUUAAGUGUAUGCUUCAACAUUCCUUGCUCAUUUCCCUAAACAAUCAUAAGAAAAGUUCAAAAUCAUAUAUCAAUAUGAAUUAUGUCAGAAAUUAGAUUUUUAUGGUUUUCAUAUGUAAAAGCAACUCUUUUUAAAAUUGUAUAUGUAUGAUAAAUAGUAUAUGGCAUAAUUGGUUAUGCUAUUAGCAAGUGGUGCUGUAAUGAAUUACAAGUUUUAGUCAUAUGAAGUAAGAGUAUAUUUAUAUAAUUUAAGUCUCAUUUAACAUAUUUUAUGCAUUUUUAUAGUGAUGCAAAUUUAUUCGGAAUGAGUUAAAUCAAAAUACUCAAAUUGAAAUAUAGAAAAAGAUUUGAUAAAGAUUUAGAAUCAUUAUUGACAAAACCAAUUCUAUUUAGAGAUUUACAUAUAAACUAAUAUUCUCAUCUAUAUAAAGUUACAACUUGUCCCUUUGAAAUUGAUUGUCAUUAUUCCUCUAUUAUUAAUGAACGUUAUAAAGAUGAGAAGGAUAGAAUAGAAAUCUCUCGUGCAUUUAAUUAAAAUAAAGAAUUUGAAGUAGAAUUAACUCCAUCUUUAAAUAAACUUUGGUCAGAUGAAGAAAUCAAUAGAGCAAGAUUUAAAUUCAAUUAACCUGUCUCAUUUGUUGUAGAUACAUCAAAAAAUAAAGAAGGAUAAUUAUGGGAUCAUUAUCCUUCUGUUAAUGUUUUGAAUAAACAAUUUAUGAAAUAAUAUUUUCAAUUAUAUUAUGAUGCUAAAAAGAAUCAGAGUAAAUUUAAUAUAACCUCAUGUUUUAUAAAUCAAAAUAUUGCAUAAAUGUUUUUUAAUGGUUAAUAAGAUGAAAUGGAAUUAUGUAAAAAAUCUAUUAUCUAAAGAUUUUAAGAGUAUAAAACAAGGAAAAAGGAUUUAUUUGAACUUAUUAAAGAAGAAGGUAAUAUAGAUUAUGAAUAUGAUUUUGAUGAUAAAUUUAUUGAUUAGUAAGAUCUUUAAUAAGAUAAUGAAGAUGAAGAUCUUGAAGAUGCAGAAAGUAUUAUUAAAUCAUAAGAUGAAAAAAAUGUAUUUGAUAUUAUGAAAGAAAAUUAAAAACUUUAAGAUAAAAACAAAUUUAGAAAGAAAUAUCAUGCAAACAAAAAUAAUAUAAAAUUAGGUUAUAUAUUUUCUAUUUGUGAAUACUGUAACAAUAAUUUUCUAAUGUGCAAUUGCAUUGAAAAAAAAUAGAAAAAAUAUACUAUACUUAAACCAACAACUCGUAAACCUUAAAUCUAUCAAUAUAAAAUAAAACCACCAUCUCCUAAUGAAGUAUACUUAUAGUUAUAUAAUUAAAUGAAAUUAGUUGAACAUUAAUAUGCUUAUUUUGGAGACAUUAAGGAUUUGUACAAGCAUUAUAAUAUUAAACAUAAACAAAUACCUUAAAAUCAUAUUUAUGCUUUACUUUUAGAUUAAUAAUGUAUUAAAAUACCUGAAAAUAGAUUUUAUGCAAUAAGUAUUUAAAAUUCAACUAAAUUACCAUAAUCCUAUAAACUUGAUUUAUUUAGAGAAUAAUAAUAUAAUUGUAAUUUAAGAUAAUAUUAAUAUUAACAUGAACCUCCUACAAUUUAAGAAGUUCUUAUAGAUAUUGAAUAAAGAUAAGUAAUGAGAAAUGAUCCAUUAAAUUCAAUUAUUGAAAAAUCACAAUAUUUUUAUCCUACACCAUUAUCAAUAUAAAGUGAAGAUGAUAUAACAUUUUAAGAAGAUUUAGUAUUAAUGAUAUUUGAAAUAUUUUCUUAUAAAGAUUAAAAAUUAUUACCAGAUCCAGAAAAGGAUGAAAUUUCUUUUAUUAUUCUUCACUCUUACAAUGUUAAGAGUUCAAAAAUCAUGAAUAAAAUGCUUAUAAUUUAAAAUGAAGAGAAAUAUUUGAAGGCAAUUGAUGGUAAUUUUGAAAGAAUGAAUGCUCCUGUUGAAUAUACAAUAGUUCUCACAUAGAAUGAGAUUAAUUUAAUGAAAGCUUUUACUUUAAUUGUACAUCUAAUUGAUCCAGAUUUCAUAUCAGGUUAUGAUUUAGAAACUAGAAGUCUUUAUUAUGUUGCAAAUAGAGCAGAAUUUAUUGGUUAUGAUUUUUUAACAGAAAUUAGUAGAGGAUAACCAACAUAUGAUAAAUUGAUUGAAAUAUUUGAUUUUGAUGAAAUAUUGUUUAAUUUUGGAUCACCAUAACCAAUCAAUGAUAAAUUAUAAAAAUAUAUGGAUUAUAGAUUAUUAAGACCUACAAUUAAUAAAAAAUAAAGUUUUAAUUAAGAUCCAAAAACAAAAUCAUAUAAUUCUAAAGGAAAAUUAAAUUAAAUUAAUAGUAGAAGAAAGAAAUUAAGAUAUAUAACAUUUGUAGUUGGAAGAGUUUUAAUUAAUGUUUGGAGAAAUGUAGCAACAGACAUUAAAAUUAUAGAUUAUUCAAUAGAAAAUGUAUAUUAUUAGAUGUUUAAAGAAAAGAAUGCUUUAAUACAUAAUUAAAUUCUAUCAUAAUGGUUUAAAUCAGAGACAUUUCUUGUUUUCUAAUAUUACACUAAAAGAAUAGAUAUGACAUUUGAUAUUUUAGAAAUGAUUGGUUUAAUACCUAGAACUAUUGAAAUAGCUAAACUUUUUGGUUGUGAAUAUGAAUCAGUUGGUUUUAGAGGUAGUUAAUUUAAAAUUGAGUCUAUUCUUAAUAGAGUGACAAAAUUAAAUGAUUAUUUAUUAUUAUCAGCAACACGAGUAUAGGUUUCUACUUAGAAAAUUUUAGAAUGUAUGCCUCUAGUUGUUGAACCUCCUAAAAUAUUUACUGUAGAGUAUAUUAAUAUUUUUUAUUUAAAAGUCCUUUAAUAGUCCUUGAUUUCUAAUCAUUAUAUCCUUCAAUUAUGAUUGCCUAUAACUUAUGUUUUAGUACUUGUUUAGGUAGUAUAAAAGAAGAAUUUUAGGAAGGAGGUAAAAAGAGAUUUGGAGUAGUUACAACUGACAUUGACUUUGAAUCCUUGUUAUAAAAGUAUUAAAAUCAAGAAGAAUUGAUGAAACAUAUAUUAAUUACACCUAAUAAUGUUGGAUUUCUUACUAAAGAUGUUAGAGUAGGUAUAAUACCAUAAAUUUUAAAUGAAUUUCUAAUGACAAGAAUUAUGAUUAAGAAAUCUACUUAACUUUAUGAUAAACAUCCAAAAAUAUAAAAGUAACAUGGAUUUAGAUAAUUGGCUAUUAAAUUAUUUAUGAAUGUUAUGUAUGGAUAUUGUGGAGCAUCUUUUUCUGGUAGAAUGCCAUCUGGUGAUAUAGCUGAUUCAGUAGUAGAAUUAGGAAGAACAAUUUUAAAUUAAUGUAUAGAAUGUAUUAAUUCAAAUCCAAUAUGGUAAGCCAAAGUUUUAUAUGGUGAUACAGAUAGUUUAUUUGUAAUGCUACCUGGUAGAAAUGUUAAUGAAGCUUUAUAAAUUGGAAAUUAAAUAGCAUAACAUUGUACUAGUUUAUAUCCACAUCCAAUUGAAUUAAAAUUUGAAAAAGUAUAUGCAGAAUCCUUAUUGGUAGCUAAAAAGAGAUAUGUUGGUAAUAAAUUUGAAAAAGGAGAAUUUUAAUUGGAUGGUAAAGGACUUGAAAUUAUAAGAAGAGAUGGAUUUCCUGCUCUUUAAAAAAUAUAAAGAAAAGCUAUUAAUAUUUUAUUUAAGACUAAAGAUUUAUCUCAAUUAAAAUUAUAUAUGUAAAAAUAAUGGGCUAAAAUUCUACAAGAUCAUGUAGAUAUUUAAGAUUAUAUUAUGGCAAAAGAAGUUAAAUUAGGAACUUAUAAAGAAGGAAGACUUCCAGCACAUGCAGUAGUAGCUACUAAAAUAAUGAAUUCAGAUCCUAUGAGAAGACCAAAAGGAGGAGAGAGAGUUCCAUAUGUAGUCAUAUAAGCUUAAGGAACAUCUAAACUUGCUGAUUUAGUAGUCAAUAUAUAUGAUUUUUAAAGCACUAUGAAAUUGAAUCCACAUUACUAUAUUAAAUAAAUUAAUGCAGCAGUAGGUAGAUUAUUUGCUUGUUUUGAUAUUGAUAUAGCUGAUUGGUAUAGUAAUCUUCCAAAAAUGCUUGCAAAAAGAGAUCAUUUUAAAUAACAUCUUACUUAUAGUAAUGCUCAUUAAACAAAAGCUACUUAAUAUACACUUGUUAAAUAUCUUAAUAUAUAAUAAUGUUUACUUUGUGGAGAAGAAUCCAAAUUUGAAGUAUAUAAUUAAUAAUUAUAAUUAGAUAUGUAAAUCAUGUAGCUAAGAUGGUAGAACAGCCUUGUUUUUAUUAUAAUAUAAAUAAAAUCUAUUAGAAAUAGAUAAAGCAAACAUGAUAUCAUGUUGUAAAAGUUGUUCUAUUGGAUAUUAGAAUUGUAAAUUAUGGUCAUGUAGUUUACUUUUUAAAAGAGAAAAACUUAAUAAUUAUUUGAAUAAAGUAAAAUAAAUGAAUCAAAAAUACUAAUAGUUAAUUGAAUUUAUGAGUGAUUAUUGA